Molecule: messenger RNA, 1302 nt
Organism: Diceros bicornis minor
Lineage: Eukaryota; Metazoa; Chordata; Mammalia; Perissodactyla; Rhinocerotidae
Product: galectin-9C-like
Molecular function (GO): carbohydrate binding
Source: RefSeq, a predicted model, not a curated record
AUGGAAGGCUUGCCCUAUCCACCCAACAAAGGAGGCACCAGUGCAGAUGACUGCCUGGCUGGUGUGAAAAUCAGUGGUAGCCACAGAGGUGGUGGAGAGAUUGCCAGUAGCACCCAGCCUCCCUACAUGACCCUGGUUGUCCCCUUCUCUGGGAUCAUCCAAGGGGGUCUCCAAGAGGGACUUGACAUCACUGUCAAUGGGGCCGUUUUAGCCUCCAGUGGAACCAGGUUUGCCGUCAACUUUAAGAUUCGCUGCAGUGACAAUGACACCCUUCACUUCAACCCACGGUUUGAAGAGGUGGUGUGUGUGUUCUGCAACACGAAGCAGAAAGGACGCUGGGGGCCUGAGGAGAGGAAGACGCCACUGUCCUUACAGAGGGGGAGUCCCUUUGAGCACAGCGUCCUGGUGCAGAGCUCCCAUUUCCAGAAGCAAGCAAUCAGCCACAAGGUGCUGAGAGCCCCUGAACCGAAUUACCCGUGCAGAGCAGACGGGAGGCCUGGAGUCGGUGGGGCUGCCGUGGGUGGAGGGGCAGUGGAGCAUCCCCUCUGGAAUGUGUGGGGCCCGUGUGUGUGUCACUCCCACCUGAAUUUCCUAGUCCCUUUUCAACAGAAUCCCGCAGUCCCACCUCCGGCAUAUCCCAACCCAGCCUACCCGCUGCCUUUCUUCACCAGCAUCCCGGGUCGGCUGUACCCCUCCAAGAGCAUCAUCGUCUCGGGCACCAUCCUGCCCAGUGCUCAGAGGUUCCACAUCAACCUGUGCUCUGGGAGUGACUUCGCCUUCCACCUGAACCCCCGUUUCGAUGAGAACACUGUGGUCCGCAACACGCAGAUCAAUUGCUCUUGGGGACCUGUGGAGCGAAGCCUGUCUCAAAAACUGCCCUUCACCCGGGCCUGGUGCUUCUCGGUGUGGAUCCAGUGUGAAGGCCACUGCCUCAGGGUGGCCAUGGAUGGUGGGCACCUGUGUGAAUACCACCACUGCCUGUGGAACCGGCCCGCCCUUAACAACCUGGAGGUGGCGGGUGACAUCCACCUGACCCAUGAGCGGACAUAGGCGGGAUCCCUGCCCUGGUGACGGGGCUGGGGCAUGUUGCUGUCUGGACUGCUCAUCACCUCCACCUUCCCCGACCCUGCCCCAGCCCUUCCCAGCCUGCCGAGGAUCUCUGCUGGGGAGACCACGUCCUUGUCUGGCCCUGCUGAGGCUGCAGCCAGCCUGGAGUGGCGAGGGCAGCUGGCUGGGACUGCCUCCCUCGGUUGGGGCGGGACCUGGGGCUCCAGCUGCCCAAGUCCUACCAUCCGAGGAGAG